AUGUCGCACUUACAGAUGAAACUCCUGCGCAAGAAGAUAGAGAAGCGGAACGUCAAGCUGCGGCAGCGAAACCUGAAGCUGCAAGAAGCAUCAAACACGAGCCUAUCCCAACCUUCCAAUGAAGAUGUGCCCAAAGAAGAGGUAAAGGUCAAAAAAAUUAAGAAAGCCGUAAAGCAUGCUGCGAGGGUGGGCUCAGCAGAAGCACAAAGUGGAGGCUUGCCUGAAGAGACAGUGGAAAACUCGAAAGUUGAAAAGUUACCCCAGAAACCUACUGCUUUAACCAAUGGAGAAACAGCAGCAGCGCCAUCUCCUGAUUCAGAAUCAAAAAAGAAAAAGAAGAAGAAAAAGAGGGAAAUGGCAAAUGACGCAGAGCCUGACACCAAAAAAGCAAAAACUGAAGAAAGCACUGUGGCUCUUGAAGCAGAAGAUGCUGUGGAGAAGCCAGAUGACAAGGAAGUGCCCAGCCUGCCCCUGGGGCUGACAGGGGCUUUUGAGGACACUUCGUUUGCUUCCUUGUCUAACCUCGUCAAUGAAAACCCUCUGAAGGCUAUAGAGGAAAUGGGCUUCAAGCGCAUGACUGAGAUCCAACAUAAAAGUAUCAGGCCACUUCCGGAAGGCAGGGAUCUUAUAGCAGCUGCUAAAACCGGCAGUGGCAAAACUCUGGCUUUCCUCAUCCCUGUGAUCAAGCUCAUUGUGAAGUUAAAGUUUAUGCCCAGGAAUGGAACAGGAGUCCUGAUUCUCUCUCCUACCAGAGAACUGGCCAUGCAGACCUUUGGUGUUCUUAAGGAACUGUUGAUGCACCAUGUUCACUCUUACGGGCUGAUCAUGGGUGGCAGUAACAGGUCUGCCGAAGCGCAGAAGCUCACCAAUGGUAUCAACAUUGUCGUGGCCACUUCCGGCCGGCUUCUAGACCACAUGCAGAAUACUCCAGGGUUCAUGUACAAGAACCUUCAGUGUCUCGUUAUUGAUGAGGCUGAUCAUAUCUUGGAUGUUGGAUUUGAAGAAGAAUUAAAGCAAAUUAUUAAACUUUUGCCAGUACGCAGGCAAACCAUGCUCUUUUCUGCCACACAAACUCGAAAAGUUGAAGACUUGGCAAGAAUUUCUCUGAAAAAAGAGCCAUUGUAUGUGGGUGUUGAUGAUGAUAAAGAGGUUGCCACAGUGGAUGGACUUGAGCAGGGAUAUGUUGUGUGUCCCUCUGAGAAGAGGUUCCUUCUGCUCUUCACAUUCCUUAAGAAGAACCGGAAGAAGAAAGUGAUGGUCUUCUUUUCGUCGUGUAUGUCUGUGAAGUACCACUACGAGCUACUGAACUACAUCGACCUGCCUGUCUUGGCCAUCCAUGGAAGGCAAAAGCAAAAUAAGCGAACAACCACGUUCUUCCAAUUCUGCAACGCAGAU
Messenger RNA from Alexandromys fortis (reed vole), 1395 nucleotides. RefSeq names its product ATP-dependent RNA helicase DDX18-like. The transcript has a single exon. The annotation marks the transcript as partial. Gene Ontology annotation, biological process: maturation of LSU-rRNA from tricistronic rRNA transcript (SSU-rRNA, 5.8S rRNA, LSU-rRNA). Gene Ontology annotation, cellular component: nucleolus. Gene Ontology annotation, molecular function: ATP binding; nucleic acid binding; RNA helicase activity. The record is from RefSeq and is a predicted model, not a curated record. NCBI's taxonomy places the organism in Eukaryota, Metazoa, Chordata, Mammalia, Rodentia, Cricetidae.